This is a messenger RNA of Orussus abietinus, 2043 nucleotides long. Its product is annotated as protein amnionless. The transcript has 6 exons. Gene Ontology annotation, cellular component: apical plasma membrane; endocytic vesicle. Gene Ontology annotation, biological process: receptor-mediated endocytosis; intracellular protein localization. Bases 77 to 1522 code for a protein of 481 amino acids. NCBI's taxonomy places the organism in Eukaryota, Metazoa, Arthropoda, Insecta, Hymenoptera, Orussidae. The record is from RefSeq and is a predicted model, not a curated record.
CUGUCAGCUGCUGUUCGUUCGUUUCCACCGUUAAUACUGCAAAAAUCAAUUUCCAAACUUAAACACUCGUUGAAAAAUGUCGGAAAGGACCCACGGCUGCGGAAUUUUCUUGUUCUCGCUGGCGGCCAUUUUUUGGAAACUGGAACUCGCAGGUGCGAUCGAAAAAUUCUGGCUUCCGGACCUGGAAUGGCAAACCCGGGAAAACUGGGAGAAUGGUCUUCUACCGGAAGUGGACAGUCGAGUGGUAUUUCCGGAGGAAAUGAGGCUCGCUGUUGGCCUUCCGAAGUGGAGCUCCGUGAAUUUUGCGGAGGUGGACUUGCCAAGAGAUGGAUCCUUGGCUCUGUCUAUGAAUGGCAAAUUACAGAUCAGCGGGUCGGAGGGAUCCAAAAAGAGGGUCGCAAAAUGGGCGAGGAAAGGUCCUUUAUUCUGGGCAGAUCCUGAAAACUGGAGCACCUCCUCCGAGGCGGUCCCCCAUUUGGAGAGAAUCCCGUGUGUCUCGGAUGUCGCAGUUUUAGCGAAUUCGACGGACAAGAUUUUGAGCAUUCGACAGCCCGACAACGUCAUCAAAGUUCGGGCCGUCAAAAUAGAAAAUAGAUCUCUUCUCUUAUGGCAAUGGACGGAGCUAAGGUCCAACAGAGAGUUCUCCACGGGUCCCUUCAAAGUCGACUAUAGUCUCCGUUUGGCCUGCGACAAUUGUCCUUGUCAAGGUGAUAAUUUUGAUGCGUACUUGGAGGAGGUUUGCAACAUUCAACGACCAAGGUGCGGAUCGACAAUCUGCGCAUAUCCUUUAGAGGUGGAAGGCCAUUGUUGCGAUUUCUGUGGAGGGCGCGUCAGGCUGUCAAGGACCACGCCAUUAUCGACAAUUGAAAGCAAAGUGUCAGAUAUCUUAAAGACAUACGACAACGUCUUGUCAUGGCACAUCCGGAACACCAAGGAUGGCAACCCUGAAGUGUUGAUAGCCGAGAAAGAUGGCUACUCCGGAAUGGCCAGCUACGAAGCCGUGGAGGCUCUGAAGAAGGCUCUCACAGGGAAUUACAUCGAAGUGCUGAGCACGGAAACUGCAGGAGCGGCUCUGAAUGACUCAAACGUUGGACUCGUCUUGGCCUCCGUUUUGGGAACACCUUUUCUCAUUUUUCUGCUCUUCGUCGUAGUUCUUCCAUAUUUCGGAUACAACCCCACGAGUUUAACGGCUGACUUGAGAAGAGGAUGGACCACUUUUCGAACAGGCGUUCGUCAAGAAAACGGGGGAACCAGGAGAUAUCUUGGAUUUGCACGUUUCGAAAAUGUUUCCGAAGCCACCGUGCAACUGGCAGAACCUGCCGAACCUCGAGAAACCCCGCCUGCAACUUAUCCAGCAUCCGGAAGUGGAGGAAGAUUCGAAAAUCCUUUGUACCGGUCGAAAAAACGCGGCCAAAAUGAGGAAAACAUUUUGGACAUUGAAAAGCCGGUCCGUUUGACGACUUUAAAAAAUGCAAUCGGCGACGAAGACGUCGAAGAAGUCGAUCUGGAGAUCGAACAGUGAGAAUGAAUUUUUACGAAAAGAAUGAAAAAAUAAUUCGCGAGACCGUUCCCAUCUCACUUUCCGAUCGCAAAUUUUCAUUAUUUUUAAGAAUGCAUUCUAAUUGCAUCACGACUAAAUUAUGUUAUCCCGACGUUCCGAAUAGUCAUUUGGUUCCGAGCUCCGUGUGAGGAAAUUUCUCGACAUCGGGAAACUCAGCUGGCGGGGGUCUCGAAGAGCUACGGGAAGUGCCAGAUACGAUCCGAACGUAAUUAAGACCGACUCGUGGAUGCGAGUGUUCCCUCGAUUCGAUUUAGCAGGAUCCCUUUAUCGGGUCCCUGGGACGCCGAGAAAAUUUGAUAAGGCUGCAGAUAUCUGCCUCCGAAUCGGUAUACAAUUAGAAGUUGCAAACAGCAGACUUGGGGAAACGGCACGUGAUUAUUUGUGUUUACCAGGAAGCCCUUCCUGGUAAAUACGCCGGUUAGAGAGUAUCCAUUGAAAUGCUUGCAUACAAUUCAACAUGGCGGCUGCCGUUCUCUUCCGCU